GAUACGCUUUAGAGACACGGUUUGUCAGAGAGAUCAUAAAGCAUAGGGACAACCUUAACCUAAGCCUUAGCCUUAGCCUUAGACUGCAAGUAACUCAAUUGUAUAUAUAAGAGAAGGGGGUGAUGAUAAGGAAUCAAAGAGCAAGCUUUUAGCUUUUCUCCAGGUACUUGGAAGUCCUGAAUCUUUCUUCAUCCAAUCAUACAUCCCUCUUAUUCUUCUCAUCUAUACCUUCCAUGGCACCACUUCUCAAUACAAAGGUGAAUCUCUCAGACAUCUCUCUCAGGCCCUUCGAAGAAUCCGAUCUCGACGACUACAUGACUUUCAAGGGUGAUCAUAAUGUGAGCCAAUUCUGUGGCUGGAAUACCAUGUGCAAAGAAGAAGCUUUCGAUGACCUGUUGUAUGCCAUCUACACCCACCCUUGGUACAGGGCAAUCUGUGUGAAGGACAGGCCUAUAGGCUGCAUUUUUGUUAAGCAAGGCAAAGGCAGUGAUCGAUGCAGAGGCGAAAUUGGGUAUGUUCUAGGCUCAGGGUAUUGGGGACAAGGAAUUACUACACAUGCUGUGAAGAUGGUGAUCUCUUCAAUAUUUAGUGAGUUGGAAGGUUUGGAGAGACUUGAAGCUCUGAUAGAUGUGGAGAACUUGAGAUCUCAAAGGGUUAUUGAGAAGGCUGGGUUCAUUAGAGAGGGUGUUUUGAGGAAGUAUUGGAUUCUAAGGGGGAGGACCCUGGACAUGGUCAUCUAUAGCCUUCUCAAAACUGAUACUACUGUGCAUGGUUUAUAUUCUUUGGAGACAAUGUUGGAAAUGUCAUCCAUUAGUUAAGAGAACUCAUAUUUUAAUUUAGUUAAAUCCAACAUUUUAUCUAGAAGAAUUUUUAUUAUCAUACUUUUUUUUUUUCUUCCAUGCUAAAGAUUCUAUUUUAUUGAGUAUGUGGGGUAUUUCUUCUGUA
Molecule: messenger RNA, 945 nt
Organism: Macadamia integrifolia
Lineage: Eukaryota; Viridiplantae; Streptophyta; Magnoliopsida; Proteales; Proteaceae
Product: putative [ribosomal protein S5]-alanine N-acetyltransferase
Exons: 1
Coding region: 234-818 (194 amino acids)
Molecular function (GO): acyltransferase activity, transferring groups other than amino-acyl groups
Source: RefSeq, a predicted model, not a curated record